Messenger RNA from Xyrichtys novacula (pearly razorfish), 29808 nucleotides. The record is from the annotation of a GenBank genome assembly. NCBI's taxonomy places the organism in Eukaryota, Metazoa, Chordata, Actinopteri, Labriformes, Labridae.
GCUCUUGCCUGCUCCUCCGUCGAGCCGCCAUGUUGUUGGAGUGAAAGCCUGGGGUGUCAGAGAGAAACUGGGGCCGAAAUCCGCGACCAUCCACCCUCUCCGCCGGUGAGUACCGACCCCUACCUGGUCGCGACACCUCAAGGCAUUGUUUAUUCACGCAAAAGGGCAGGUAUUGUCGCUACAGCGGUUCCGAGAGGGGAUAAAGAGGGGUAUUUCGUGAAGCUGAAGCGCCCUUUCUGCUGCUCGCCUCCUUCCUCUCGUUGUAUCGGUCUUCCGCUCCAGACAGCUCUCGGGCCUUUGUUAGCAUCCGCGUCACGGGUACCUGUGCGGCUGCAAGGUCGGCAGACAAGCAGAGACCCCUUAGGUGUUUAUUAAUGACAGGAUUAUGUUGUUGGGGGGCCGCUGCGGCUGGUAAAAACACUGUAUGGAGCCUGUGUUUGGCUGCCGGUUCGCCCGGGCUGAGCUUAUGUCGGGAGGCCGUGUUAUUGUUGGUAGACAUGGGCAGUGAACCCUCCAUAACAGAUCCGAGUGUGAGUGAGUCAACGCGGGUGCAUAUAAAUGAAACCCCCGGUCACCAUGACGACCUCCUUACACGAGUUUCUCUUCAGUCCCCUAUGGUUUUGAUGUGUCAUGUCUGUGGGGAGAGAGAGAGAGAUGUUUGGUCUGUGUUCAGACCCCGAACGUUAUCUCAUGCUAGCUGCAGGUUGCUUGCUCGGAUCGUCACACCCCUGUCUGUGCCCGGUAUGCGGUGGAUUGAUCCCCGGUAUUGAAUAAUGAUUAACCCAGUUAGCUCAGGAAACACGAUGCCUGUUUUCGUGUGGUGAGUUAAAUUUUGGGCCAUAACAGGUCGUGUACAGCUCGCUUGCUGUGCUGUGGAUUUCCGGGUGAUUCUGCACCUGAUUUGGAGCUGUGGCACAGGAACGAGGAGCUAACAUUUCGUGUUGCUGAAUGAAGUGGAGCAGGAAAACAAACAGGAGUAGUGAAUGAUUACUUGGCAGGCUGGUUUGUUUUUAUCUUUUGGGCCUGUGGAGCCGGUCAGCUCGUGUUUUUCCGUGUGCAUGGAGGUGGUGUGAUGCAGAGUAGUCUCAGCAGCAUGCUUUUGGUGAUGUUGACAUGCUGACAGACUGACAAAGUUAAUUACAGCAUAUGGCUCAGUGUAAGAUGAAGUGCUUGUAAUUUCGUUGUGGCCUGUAGGGACAAUAAUGUGAAACCGGUGAUUUUAACAGAGAUUAGAGCUUGUUGGAUAAAUAGGGGUUGUAAAAUAGAAAUUAUAUCCCUGUGAAUGUUGGAAACUACUGAGGGUGUUGAGCCUAACUUUGACCAUGACCACUUAACACAUCAGCCUGUGCGUGCUCUGCUCAUGAUUUCGCCAUUCUAAAUAAGAGGCCAUCCCACCUUUCAAAACGAACACCACCAACUCUUCUGUUAACAAUGUCAGGAACCACCCUCUUCAAAACUUACUAAAAGCAUACACUUGGUUGUAAGAUUUUAUUAAGAUGUUGAAGAAAAGUUUGCACCCUUUGUACACUGAAUGAACUCUACCUCUGAUUUUAUAACUUAGUUGGAACAAAUAUUAUAGAAACAUGUCAAUUUAAUGAACCCCACGAGACCACAAAGUGUCAUUAACAUCAGCUGACUCAGUAUGUAGUAAUGAAGUUAUAUCUCAGCUUUAGGAGUUAGAACUUCUCCUUUGACAGAGAUGCGCAGCUCUUCCCUCUUAAGCAGCCUUGCACAGAUUUUAUAAAAUGAAAAUUUUUGCAAAAAUGUGUCUUGAACCAGAUGUGGGUACAUUGAAUGAACUCUACCUCUGAUUUUAUAACUCAUUUGAACCAAAUAUUAUAGAAACAUGUCAAUUUAAUGAUCCCUACAAGACCACAAAGUGUUAUUAACAUCUUUUUUAAAAGUAACAGCAAAACUUUUUAUUAUAACGUUUCCAGACUUUUCUAUUAGACACCGUUUGUUAAGUUAGACACAUCAGCUGACUCAGUAUGUAGUACUGAAGUUAUAUCUCAGCUGUAGGAGUAUGAACUUCUCCUUUGGCAGAUUUUAUAAAUACAUUUUUUUGCAGAAAUGUGUCUUGAACCAGACGUAGGCUAAACAUUUGUGAACAUGCAGACCGGUGUCUCAGUGAAGCUUUAAUCUAACAUGGAAAACUUUCUCCUUGUUUCAUUGAACUUGAGCCCCACACAGCAGCAAAGUGAAAUUCUAAGUAUACAGUGCUGACUGCAGACAGAACUUGAGAGCAAGCUUACCUGCCACCUUGCCUGCUAUAAGAACAGAUUUUCUAGUUUAUGUCUAAAACUGAAGCUGAAACAGCUCCUCUCAGAUCAAAUAAGGAGCUGCUUUAUGUGUCAUAUUCAUGCCGUCCCUUAUGUGGCUGUAGUCUAAAAAUUUAAAAUGAACUUCGGCCUCUUUAGGAGGAUUAAACUAAUUAAGUUUAUUCAUUUGAAAUGGGCCUAGACAUUGCUUCAGUGUUUUUUUUUAUUUUUUCAGGAAGAGUAACUGAGUGCAUAAAAUAACCUUGUAAGUUCUAGCAGGAAUGAAAAUAUCUACUCUCUGUGACAGUUUUGAAUGAGACUGAGAAUCCACUCAGUAAUUUUAGUAACUACACAGAAUGAAGUCUGAAUCAACAGCACUGCAUCAAAUUCUGCUCCCAUGGAAACUUCACCGUUCAUUUUAAUUUUGGACAUCCAGUUGUAUACAAUGCACAUGACAUUCAGCACAUAAAAAACACCUUCCCAUCCGUAUUUACAAGUGAAGCUUGUGCAGGAACAAAAUUUUAAACCUUGGCAUGUCUGGUAAUAAUGAACAUAAAAAAUACAACAAAGAGACUGAUCAAAAUGAAUUGAAUGUAGUUUCAGUGAAUGCUGUGAUUUAAUCUGGAUGUUCCUACUAACCUGGUAAUUAGAUUGUAGCCUAACAUAAAAACCAGUCCAACUUGCGGCAUUUGCUGAGCUGUACUCUACUUGUCUGGUUCUGCUUGAAGCUAUCAAAAGUGGGCAGCAAAUACAGACAGGGUGCUGUUAAGUCCCGCCCGGGCCAGGGGGGGCAUGGAUGGUAGCAGUCUGUUCAUUUCUGUUGCUUGGAGGUGAAUCUUGUUAGUUUCUGUCUGCAAGCAAAAGAUGUAAAAAGACCUGAGUGUUUCUGAGUGAUGAGCUGCACAACCAACAGGCUGAAGAUCCAAAAGUUGGUUAUAGUGAGCACAGAGAUGGAGAAACAGUAUGUAAGGAGAUAAAACGGUUGCAGACAAUAUCAUGUGAGACAUGGCCUGGGGUAAUUUAGUCAAACGGCACAGGUUGAAGCUUAGUGAUUCUAUUAGUCUGCUUCUACAAAGCGAUUUGGUCGAAUAAUGGUGAGCAUCAAAGCGUUUCUGUGGACCACUCAGUGGGAGCUUACCACCAAGAAAAGACUCGAGACAGAAAAUAUGGACUUAUGACACCAAACUCUCCUCCCCGCUCGGGCAAAGUAAUCCACAGACGAGGUUUUCAAAGUUUGCUCCCUGCUACUGUUGCUGCUCUAAAAUGACAGCUAAUGGGCUUUAUUCCAUCCAUAUAACACAGUGACGACUGUUUCUUACUAAUGGAGGGCUGAUUUAUUGAGGGAUUCAUGGAACAGCUGUGGCCAUGAACUUUGAUCGUAACCACAUGGGAGAGGAAAAUGAUUUAAAGGCCCAUUUGUCUGAUUUUGCUGUCAGCAGUCUUCUCUCAUGAUGAACUGCAGGAUCUCUGUUAUAGUUUGUCAUGGUUAGAUUGUUGUCAACAUUAGCUUGAACAACAGUAAGGUUUUGGUGCAUGUGCAGAACAUUGUUAGCAAGUCUUGUAGUCCGACCAGCCGCACCACUCGGUCUGGAUUUCCUGGUGAUGGCAGAAGUUUGCAUGCUGAACACUACACUCAGUUAGGUGUUCAGCAGGUGCACUUAAACUCAUGCAAAACUCAUGCAGCUCAUUUAACAGCCCCGCUUACAAAGCACAUGCAAAGGCUUCAUGGUUUCUCCGAACAUACAUGCAGCUUACACGAUGUUUAAACUUUUGCUUUUGAACUGUUUAUUUCAUCCCUCAAAUGUACUGCUCAGUUAAAAUCUAACCUAUGAUUGCUGUGUAUGAACUCAUUUCAGCUGUGCAGAGCUGAUCCUCCUUUGUGUUUUUUUGUUUGUUCGUCUGUACAGGCUGUGGUGGAAUGAGCAGUGUGUGUGUGUUGAAGAGGAAAGCAGUGCUCUGGCAGGAUUCCUUCAGCCCCCACCAUAGAACUACAUCCCCCAGCAUGCCCGUGGUGCUGAGCAGCGGAGGACAUGCCCCUCCAACUGGGCAGACCCCUCAGGCCACACCCCCCAGCCAGCAGGUAAAAUCCUUUUACACUUGGACACACUUUACAUACUUCUAUACCAACAUCUCACUGGCAGCAUGUCGCUGUCCUGUCCUUGUUUGGAGUCCUUCAGGGCUGUUGUACUCUCCUUCUAAAAGCCGUCUAAUAAACCUUAUUAGUUUGCAUCACAAACUGAUGCACUUCAGGGACCAGUGGCGUGUGCAGCAUGCUGCUACCUUAUAAGCUUCUUGUGGGUGCAUAGAAAACAAAACUCAAAUGUGCUUUUCCUGUCAUCAAGUCUCGAUCCCAAACACACAGUUUCAGUAGAGAAGCUGGUGUCUGGUUCAGUACACAGUGGCUCGUGGCAUUAUAAUGUUGAUGUUGAUGAAGCAAAACAAAGUAUCUGGAUGUGAUCGACGUUUGGAAAUGUGAACAAUCCAAAAUCAUCUACUUGGUAGGAAAUGUGAUCCCUCUUAUGACAAAAACAACACUAGAUUUUCAUUAUUUUAGCUGCCCAGGGCUCCGUUUUCUCCAUGCUUGUUCUUAUUGAUAAAACAAGCUUGUCCACUUCAUUGGGUCUCAGUCAGCUGGAGCUCAGCCGGCUCACAGUCAGUCCAGCAGCAGAAAACACACUUCGAGGAGGCCCUGAUAUUGCUGGUAUGCAGAUACACCUUUGCCACUCUGGGAUAUCUAGUCUGCACUGACUUUUUCACCAGGCUGUCUCCUGUGUUUCCAAAGACGGGGUUCUGUCUUGCUUCUGCUGAUUUUUUUCUGCUGCCCAAAAUGAGUUUGUGGAGACUUUGCACACGGUUGAACCCCCUGCUGAGCACCUCAGCAGUGUGCAACACUUCUAGCCAGUAAACAUGCUUUACUAUUUAAACAGUACGCUGAGUACACUUCUCUAUUUGAUGGAAAAAAAAUGAACAAAAACACCUGUUUUGGUUCGCUCUUAACAAUCAGUUACUUUAUAGUGGAUGGAUGUCUCUAGUUAGUGUGUCAUCUCUUCCCUGUGAGGCUGUAGGAGACAGAGGGGCUGCAGCUCCACCAAACAUGCAGUGAUUAACUCAGCAAAGUUUACUUUUCAUUAGGUGACUGUUUUGGUACAAAUAUUUACUCAUUAACCUGUUUUUAAAUGUACUGGCCAAACAGAAAAUCUGCUUAUGUCUGGCAUUUGGUGUCUGUUAAUUUUGGACCCUGUAGUUUUCUGCUUUUUAAUCCUAUUUUAUUUUUUUUCUUCUAUUUUUUAAAAUAUGGGCGAGCCUUCAUGCCUUCAGCUGUUGAUGCUGCACUGAAGAAGUGUAAAAGUUCUUUGAGUUCCUUAUAAAGAAAAUAAAGUUUAUGUUUUAUAACUUAAAUAACUCGUUCAACCAACAAAACACAGUCAGUGCUUCCCUUUGGAUCAAACACAGAUCUGCAUCUUCUGAGAAUAAGUGAAUAACUUUAUUUUAUUCCUGAAGGGAAACUUUAAGCAGUACCAUAGAGGAGUGGAGAAUGAUGAUUGUUCUGAUAUUGUAAAAACACAGGAGCCCUAAUACACCAUACCGUCCUGACAACACAUUAUAGUAAAUACAGUGUAAUGUAUCAUUAUCCUUGUGUUGGAGUACGUGUUGUUUUUGCUCUACCUGCAGCUCUGUUGUUGUUGUUGUUGUCACUAAAAUCAGUAAUGCAGAUUGACAACUUAGUAAAUACUAAUCGUAGACCGAGUCUCCUCCAUCAUUUAUCUCUGUUUGGCUGCAUUAUUCGAACAACUGCACCAUAAUGUACUGAACAAACAGGUGUUUCGAUCCAUCACCCUCUUGCAAAGCCUGUUUAGAGUAGGAUCGUUAAGCCAUUGUUCAGCCUUGUUGAUUUACUUUAAAUGUAAGAAGUUGGAAGUGGAGGGGGGUCAGUUUUCAGCUGAGCCAGCAGAGGAGGUAGUGACAGAGCUGAAUUGUUGCACUGUAAAUGGAGCAGCCAGCAAGAUGGUAUGGUAUGGAAUUGAACCUGUUCUGGUGUGUCGAUGCCAGGAAGCUUUGUAAAAUCGCACACAGGCAUCAGUUUGUGCAUGUGGUCUGGUUCUGCAGGAAAAACAAAGCAGGCGUGAUGAAAGAGCUUUUCUGCAGGCCAGAUCUCUUCAUGAAAAGGUCUUAAGUUGGUGUAUUUGUUGACAAGAUGUCCACGGAUCAAAUAUCCUCUAUAAACCCUUUUCACACACGCACAGUGUUUUUCACCCUGACUUCACCUGGAUUACUUCCUACUAUGCUUCUGGUAUCAUCUCAGGGUGAAGUCCAGGUGAGCUCAGGUGAGAGCACAGCAGGAAAUCUUACCAAUAAGCCCCAGCUGGUGGCAGCGGAGGGAGCAGGCGGGGGUUGUUGAUGUUUAUCAUGAGGCUAAUGUUCUGUGUAGUAAGAGGGGCGAUCGUUUUGGAGUAUUAAUGUUUUCAGGUGAAAAGCAGGGAGAAGUUUACUGCGAGAAUAAGGCAGCAGGCCCCCAACAGACAGACAGAGGAGACUUUGUUCAGUGAGGGUGUUUGUGUGAACAGUAGAACCAGGUGAAUCUUCUGGAGUUUUCCAGAAUGAAUGUCUGAAAACAGUUUAUUUGGAAUCAUGACCUCCGUGUUUGGCUACUCGUGAUGAUAACUACAUUUAUUUAGAGAGGAAAAUAGAAUUAUUAAAUGACAGACAGGGUUGCUGUUAGGGAUUUUGGACAACACCAAACAAUAUCACUGUGAACCUCACCACCGUGGACCCAUUUAUGAGGGCCCCUGUGGGUCAUGGGCCCCUGGAUUGUCCUUCAGCUCCUAGCUUUUUGUUGACAAAGAGAGAGUCACUCUGUGCCAGCUGUUAGUCUUUUAUAAUUCAUGUUGUCUUUUAUUGGAGUUCGUACAGAAACUUCAAUAAUGUCUUUUGUGUGUGGAACCUGAAUUCACCAUGACUCUGGAUAACAAACUACAAUGACUGAGCAAAUUGUUCUCUCUCUCUCCGUCUCUCUCUCUCUCUCUCUCUUUCUCUCUCGCUCUCUCUUUCUGUGGUUCCUAUCAAAGCCGGGAUCUGAUCAUCUCUGCUUUGUUUUUAAAACCUCCCUUCCUGGUAACAUGGUUGUCAUUUCUCAUGACUAAUCUUGGGGGGGGAAAGUGAGGAACAAAGGCUAAGUAACUGCUCAGUGGAUUGUGAUUGGUCAUCGGUCAUCCCGGUAACUUUUGACUCCACCUUCUGCGUGUAAACAGAUGACAAGGCCCGGCUGUUUCCAGUACAUGGCGAGGGACUCUGCGAUGAGAGUUCCUGAUGGGGGAUUUUGUGUUUACCCUCAAGAUGAGUAAGACAGGAAGCUUAUGCAAGCUUAUUCUUAGCGAAGAAGGAAACCACUACUUUUUGCUCAGAUUUGAUUUUCUGAGGAGAGGAUGUGGCCCCAAAAUGUCUCAAACUGCAGCUGAUUUAUUACUGAUGAUGACAGAGUUUUAAAAACACAGAUAAUGAACUUUUACCAUCUGUAAGAAAAAGCUGCAUGGCUCAACAGAAACUCGGAUGAAUACAAGAUUGUAAUUCUGUCCUGAGAGUUUAGUUUUGAUUGAGGAAACUUUUGUAAAUUUUCUACAUCUUAUGAAUACUGAAGAUCUACUUCCUUUUUAAUAUUUCCAACAAGAGACCAAAGAAUUGACCUCGUCCUUCGUAAUAGAGGUGGGCUGUUAGAAUCAAAUCCAGGGUCUACAGCUAAUCUAAUUUAAACAAUAAAAAAACUGGACUAAUAAUAUGUUAAUAUUUCAUGUAUGUAGACCAGUGUGUUUCCUGCAGUCUUCCUCAAAAGAGUUGCGUUAUGAUGUUGUGGCGUUGUCUGUCACAUGAUUUGUCGAGGUUUGGUCCUACCUGUAUGCCUCCUGUUGUCUGACUGCCUUGGAAUGGGACGGCCGCUUAGGUUAGGACAACCAAACCUUUGUAAAUCAGCUGACGGGUAACAUCAGCUGUCUCCUCUAAGCAGUCGAAUAAUUUAUCUAGAUCUAAGAAAUAUUAACAUGUUGAUUGACUUUUUUUCAACUUCAAAACACAGAAUUACAGCGAUGGUGGAGAGCGGGACAGGUGUAUCUAUGGAAAUCACUCCAUUUCUAAUGUCAGUAACAAGGUUUGACAUUUGAACUGAUGAGGAAUGACAGAGCGAGCUGCAACAGCACAGCCAGGAUAGUUGACUGUAAACUUGUAUUAUUAACAUGUGUCUUAUUUUGUAUAUUUAUAUGUCAAAGUGUGUGUCUGAUGGGUUGUUUCUCCUUAAAAAGAGGGCCCUGACAUGACCUACGGAGCUGGCGCAGCUCCUCAGACACACUCUUACCAUUGCUCUUGUCAGUAAUUUUAAGAUAAUAAUCACGUGUGUGUGUGUCUCUCUGUGUGUGUGUGUCUCAGGGUGUGGCAGGUGCUGGACGUUCUCAGGAUGAUGCCAUGGUGGACUAUUUCUUCCAGCGGCAGCAUGGAGAACAACCCGGCAAACAUCGCUGGCCCACCGGAGACAACAUCCACGACAGCCAGGUGUGUGUUUGUUCUCGGUGUGUGCAUGUGUUGCACAAGUGAUGGCAUAUCCUUGCAGUGCUGGUGCUGGUAUUGUAUUAUGUCACGCACUUUUGAGUGCUAGAGCGAAGUUCACAGAAAACUAUUCUUAACAUUUAUUCUUACAUAACUGUAAAGUCAUGCCUUUACUGUUUUUAAAAUAAAAUGAAACCUCCGACUGCAAAAAAAAAAAAGCAAGCAGGGUUAACGGAAACACAAGUAUCAGUGGCAGGAACUGACAUUUCAACAUUUUACUUUAAUGUCGUUAUACUGUCGCCUUCUGUAACAUUAAAGACAAAUCAGUAACGAGUAAUUUAACUGGCUAAGCUCGAGACUCUCGUCUUUGUUUUCACGUCUGACUGGUCUGUCUGUGAUUGCAGGUGCGGUCCAUGGACGAGCUGAACCAUGACUUCCAGGCUCUGGCUCUGGAAGGACGCGCCAUGGGAGAGGUGAGACGAUGGGACUGAAGGUCGGGGGUUAUGUGUUAUCUGAAGAGAGGUGGUAGUUUGACCACUUAGCUUCAAUACCUCAGCUAAUAAGAGGUCAUUUGGGCUGCGGUGUCAAUACAUAGUUGAUUUUUAAAGCACAGAUUACAUGAUUAAACUAAUAAAACCUCUCCCAGCUUGAGCAGCAGCAUCACAGUAGUCAAAUCACUUGCUCACGGAGUCAAACUUGAAUAACAGGAAAUCCCUGAAAAAGAGCUGGAUCAGUUGCUCAGUGGAAGGCCUCUGAGCCAGUCGUAUUGUGGACUCGUGUUGUCUUUGUUUUUUCAUGAGUGAAAAGCCCUGAAAGACGAGAAGAGACUGAGUGGAGAUGCUUUGGGCUUACCUCUGGCAUUUAUUAAACACAACCCAGUCUUUCUGUGGAUGUUUGACUCGUGCCUGGAUUUACCUUAUUGAACAAAGUCCUUCUGUGUGUUACUUUAACUUCAUGGUGGAUGGAUUUAACACAUAUUGUACAUCUGUACUCGGAUUUAUGUAAAAGAAAAAAACUGAUUUCUUCUUUAUUCACACCUAAAAGUGAUACAUGAGUCAAAUCAACCUGCUGUCAAAGUCCUAAUGUUUGUAUCCUAAUGUUCUUCCCUACAGCCAGAACAUAAUGAUUACUUUUGUGUACACAGACUAACUCUUGUUAUGACUUGAUAACUGUUUAUUGGAUACUGAUGCAGCCCAAAGGCGCUGUAGCGAGUGCACCAAACUUCUCCCACCAAAAUCACAUUUUCCCUGUUCGCUUAAGUUUGGCUGUGGUGCCGUCUCUGAUUUAUUAUGAGCUCUUACAUCGGUCCAAUUCAAGGCUGGAUCUUUUAUUUAACCCCCUCGUUACACACCAUCUCCAAUGUGUAGUGCACGGAAGCAUAACACCUCAUUCCCCGUCUGACCUUCCCUUGGAGGUGCAGAAUGGGACAGUCUCUCUAAGAUCAGCUUUUUAUUUUGCACGAAUCAUAAAGCACAACCUUUUGAAUACUUUAAAAAAUGGUCGCUAGCAGGAGUGACAGUUUGUCUUUGUGUUUGCCAUCUUUGCAGUGUGGCUGAAAGUACAGUGGAGUGUUUGCUCGGAUCAGGUUGAGUCUGUGCUGUUACGAUCUUAAAAACUGCAGCUAAAACAGAAUUGAACUGAAAAAUCAACAUAAAGACCCUGUGACCUGCCGAGGGUCUGCAGAUGUAAAUGAGCUCUCGGCUUACUCGAGUACAGAACCUCAAGCGUUAACAUUUAUGUUUAACUCUAAGGAAUAACGUGAAUAAAUACUUUGAUCUCUCUGUGAACACAUUCUAAUCUGGUCCCAUGAUCACACACUCCUGGUUUAUAUUCUAACGGGGUCUCUCCGCUGCUUUGAUUGUGACUUUGUGUCACUCAUCAGGUUUCAAUGGCCUCGUCUUGCUUGUUUGUUUUUUUGGGAGUGUAGAGGGAGCAGCCAUGGGUCAAAGUUCUUCCACUGGUGUGUGUGUGUGUGUGUGUGUGUGUGUGUGUGUGUGUGUUUGACUGGAAACUGCAAUGCAGCACUGACAGUUUGACAGUAAAAACACUCAAGCCAGAAUAAAUGCAAAAGCUGUUCUGAAGGUUUUCUCAGAUUUGUGGACUGUUCUGCUUUCCUCACUGAUCAUGUGUCCUUUAUUGAGACUGUUCUCUUCCUCGUACUCGCAGUAAGUGCGUAAACACGUCGUUUCUCUGCGUCUUUACAGCAGCUGCUUACUGGAAAGAAGUUCUGGGAGACGGACGACUCUGGGAAAGAUGGACCAAAAGGGAUCUUUCUGGACCAGUGGAGGGACAGCGCCUGGGGGGCCUCAGGUAUAGACCAGUUGUACUUCACCUGUGAGAGUGUGGAAGACAGGAGGCUAAUGAGAAUACAGAAAGAUUUCACAAACUCGUAAACAAACCGCUGGAUUGCUCACUGCCUGGUCUUCAAGUAUAUUUAGAUGCCUGUUGGAAACGGAGACUGAUGUCAAAGUGAACUCACCCUGAUGAUGAGGGAGUUUCAGAUUGCUGCUGGAUCGUAUCAACACAGUUAUUUCUGUCUGCAGUCCUGCUCCUCACUCAUGCAUCAAAAUAAAAGCUGCAGAGAUUUGAGCUUGAUGCUUGUGCAAAACUUAAAUUAUGCAUAAAACAGCCCGUUCUUUGGGCUUUUAGGUGUUUGAUAAACUCUUUGUCUGUGACUUUUCCACGUACACAAUGAUGUAAUUUGGGGUCUGUUUGGAAAUUUGGAUUUUCUGACCCAAGUCACAGAUAUUUACAUAAAAACAUGUUUGCUGGGGCACUGCUGGCCUCCGCAAACAUAGACGCAGGCUGCUGGGGUUCAUUUCACCUGAGUGUUCCCUGAGUUCAUUCUGAAAUCUCUUGUGUGGUUUUCAGUUAUGACCGUCCACUCUCAGAGUAUAUUAUGCUCUUAUUUUGAAAGCAAUCAUCAGCGUGGUUUUCCUGCCUCACGCCUGGUCUCAUUAUGGUUUGAGAGGACUUUAUUUAGUCCAGUGAAAAUAAAACAGACGAAUAAUCUAAUCAGAAAUAUUGGUUUGUCAGGAGGCAGGUUCGAUGAUCUGCAGUCAGAGCUAAUAAGCAGAGAGCUCGCUGCACCGAAACACUUAAUCACACAAGUCCACACAGCAGGGGAUAACACAACAACAAGUGUUUCACAGAGGAGCCAAUGUCAGUCACAUCAUAACACCUUUUUUAAACAUUCAUAGAGCCCACGAGAGAGUGCGACCUUACUUUGUUGGGUUUCUGAAUAUUUCAUCUCUGGCAUGAAGGAUGUAAAGCUAAAAGUGUCUUUUGCAGCACAAACAUCAAGUGAACGUGCUCCGAGUAUGACCUUCAGCAAACUGAUGUGUAAAGAAGAAAAACGCCAGACUUUUCCCUGACAGUCCUGACGAGUUUGGAUGAUGUUCUGGUUAAUAAUUUAAGGGCUGCAUAAGUGGAUGUUUUUCAGAGUGAUCAUGUCUUUGAUUUAAUGAAGCUUAUGAAACCGUCGUCUCUCGCUGCUGCUGCUGAUAAAUUCAACGCUGCUGUUGAACAGUUCUUGGAAAACACGCUGCGCUCCCAUGUGCACAAACGAUUUAUGAGCCGCCUCUUCUCUCCCCUCAGAUCACUCUGUGUCUCAGCCAAUCAUGGUGUCCCGUCGACCCGGGCAGGGUUUCCACGGCGGGGGUGAAGUCGGGGUGGGCUCGGUGAUGUCACCGCGCUCUGAGAGUGGAGGUCUUGGAGUCAGCAUGGUGGAGUACGUCCUCUCCUCCUCGCCAGCCGACAAACUGGACUCCUGCCUUAGGAAAGGACCCUAUGUGAGUCUGACCUCUCAAUCUGUCCAUCAGUGCUGCUCUGAAACCUCCUGUUUUCACAUUUUCUCUCUUUUUUUUUCUCCUCUAACCACCGUCACUCUCGCUCUCUGUUCGCUCAGCUGACUGUCACAUUUCCCUUCAUUUCACAGGGGCAGAGGGAUGGGGAGGUGGAGGAGGAGAAGAGAGAGAAGCCAAAGGCGACAUUCGAGGGAGAGAAACUGAAAGAGUUGACAGAAGGUGAAGCUGAUGUCAUCGGUGACGUCAUCAACCCCAACGGGCUGCCGGUGCAGAACGGUCUUGACGUCGACGUCAAAGAGUUUGGGUACGUCUACGAUUGAGAAACUCAUAAUUAAGAGUCACAGUCUCUACUGAAAACCUUGAUCUAUGAUCUGAACUCCUACCCUUGUCCCCCCUGCAGUCGUCCCCCAGGCAACAUGCCGGCUCCGGGCCCAGAGGGCGAUCUGCUCGGUGGUCCUGGUGGUGUUGGUGCUGAGGGCCUGACACCCUUGGGAGGGGGUGGAGGUCCCAAACCUCCUGAGGAUUUCUCAGGUGUAGAUCAGGGCGGCGUCACCAUGGACCCCAUGGAGUCAGUGAUGGAGCCGCUCCAGUUUGACUACAACUCCCAGAUGCAGAUGGACUCGGCACCCACUGUGGGUCUAUUCGAUUACACCAACCAGCAGCAGGUAAGAGUCGCGGGCGCAUUUCCUGAUCUAAUGCCGCUGCAGGUUUUUUCUGAUCCUGUCCGAGUUUUCAAAUAAAUAAAAACAAGAGUGAUAGACACAGAGGAGGACUUUUUCAAGGUUUUUGUGUAUCCAGAGGUUUCUCUGAGUCACCUGUCACUGUCCUGAUUGCAGCUGUUUCAGAGAAACAACGCCCUCGCAGUGCAGCAGCUAACAGCAGCCCAACAGCAGCAGUAUGCUCUGGCAGCAGCACAGCAGCCUCACAUCGGUAAGAAAGUGUCUUUACUGAGCAUGGAAAUAGAGAAACUGGGCAACUGAGCAAUUCAGUUCUGCUACUGUGCUUUUGAUUUGGUCUUUAAACGGUCUUUUUGUUCAGCUAAUUAUGAUCCCUUUCACAUUUAUUGAGGCAGUUUCUCUUUUGUCGUUUUGCAGAAAUGGGAUCAAUAAAUACAACCACACGACAAAAAAAAACUUUUUAAUAGAGAGAAAAGUGUGACCGCAUGAUUUCCUGCAUGGCUCUAAACUGUGAAUGUGAAAGGAUAACAGUUACUGCUAAAACAUCAAACCAACAGUGGGACCUAAUCCUCUCCUUAAGUCUGUUAUUUACAGUGAAUUUGCAGCACUUGUGACUGUGAGGUAGCUGCAGUUUCAGUCUUGCAUUUUGGGGCUAAAGAUCAGCGAAGUUGGAAAAAACUCUGUUCAAGUCCUGCGGUCACUAAUUCAUGUUGUGUUCAUGUUUCUCUGGGGGUUAGUAAUGCUUUACGAGCCUUAGCACUCUUUGGGACGUGUUGUGGUCGUGCACUAACCUUUUAACAGUCUAGAGCGAAUUGGUUAUUAAUGAGUAUGAGGGGUCUUAAUCAUGUGGUUAUCCUGUUAAAUCUUAAUGUGUAAAAGGGGGAGCCGUUUAACCCGGAUCACUGUGUGUUUUCAGGUCUGGCCCCAGCAUUUGUGCCCAAUCCUUACAUCAUCAGUGCCGCUCCUCCAGGGACAGACCCCUAUGCAGCCGGACUCGCAGCGGCAGCCACUCUGGGUGUGUUAAAACGAGCCCUCCGAUCUGUUAGGAUCCAGAAACCUUCCCUGAUAAUUAAUCCCCACAAUCAGGAGGAACGGACGGCUGUAGUUACUGUAUUUGUUCUCAUCUAGGUCCAGCAGUGAUGCCUCCCCAGUACUACGGUGUGACCCCCUGGGGUGUCUACCCUGCCAACCUUUUCCAGCAGCAGGCGGCUGCAGCCAACAGCUCGGCCAAUCAGCAGGCGGCAAGCCAGGGCCAGCAGAACCAACAGCAGGUCAGUCGGCCGCUCGCCAAAGAGGAGAGCUGGCACGCCGAUCGCCCUUGGCUGGAGACAUUUCUGUUUGUUUCUUCGGUGCCAGUAGAAAUGUGCGUUCAGACUUGCUGCAGCUCUCUUUGGAUCUAUAAGCAGAAAACUCUGCAUGGCCCGAGGAGAUUAUGAGCCAGUCAGCAGGAAAUGUUUCAUACAAAUGCAGUUUCGGUUAUUUACUUUUGCUGUGCUCAUAAAUUUAAGCUAACAUAAGGAAUGUGCUCCAGUCCUGGCUCUUUAUUACACUCCAGCAUUCGUCUCUCUCUCUCUCUCUCUCUGUCUGUAGCCACAUUGUUUUUAACAAUAACUGCAGAGGAAUUUGUACAUUACGAUCCAGCACUGCACAAGAGUUGACAGGAGUGCUUUUUUGUAAUAUUUGACAUAUUUAUCAGACAAACGCCUCCAAUAAACUCACUCUUUCUUCUCACUUUGUGAAGGUUAUGCGUGCUGGAGGUAACCAGCGACCUUUGACCCCCAGCCAAGGCCAACAGGGUCAGCAGAAUGACCAGCUGGUUGCAGCAGCAGCCGUCAACUCAGCCCUUGCCUUUGGGCAGGGGUUAGCAGCAGGAGUUCCUGGUCAGUAUGAGAACUUUGUUUAUUGCUUUGGCCAAACUCCACGAUAAAAACAAAGAAAUACAUCAGGGCUUUGGUGAAAACUCCUGAGAUCACCAGAUCUUUAUUAACAUACAAACUAGAACCAACGUGAGCUUUAGUUCGUCUGUUUUCCUACUGACAACAGCAUGUGUGCCUCUCUCAGGUUACCCAGUCCUGGCCCCUGCAGCCUACUACGAUCAGACAGGAGCCCUCGUGGUCAACACCGGAGCCAGGAGUGGUCCUGUCCGCCUCAUGGCCCCUGCCUCUGUUAUCAUAUCUCCCUCUGCAGCACAAGCAGGUAGGACACAUUAUCCCAAUCAUCCAGAAGAGGUAGAAAAAGGAUUAUGAGUCUGCAGCUUCAAGCCCAGCCUCAGAUUUCUACUUAGAGAAUCAGGAUUAUUGGAAAUUCUGAUUUGUUAUUAGUGUGAAAAGGCCUAAAUAAAUAUCUCUCAUGGUGAACUAACACUAGGCGACCUGUACACUUGACCAUUAAUGCCCCCUACAGUCCAGUUUGCCUGACCAGUGUCAGCGCUCCAAACUGUGAUUUGGCUUAGUACGCUUCCUUGGCCCUGGCACGGUUCAAACAGGUGGAUUUACGUGCACGGUUCAGCUGCUCAUGCAUGUGCACUCAUGAGGCAACUGAAUUGUUCUGCUCCUACUUAGAACUGGAAUCAUUCUACAGCAUGUUUGGGGGGUGCUGACCCAAGUGUGAGCCCCCCCUAAAGUAAACAUUAGCCCCUGUUUGCUGUUCUGAUGAGGUUUUACCCCCAAAAAGACUUCUGUUAAUCACCUCUGUUUCCUCCCCACAGUUGCAGCAGCAGCAGCCUCAGCAGGUGGUGCCAAUGGUGGGCUGGGCGGCGGGGCCAACGGUCCAUUUCGUGCCAUGACAUCCCAGCAGCCUCAGCAGCAGGGCGGCCCCGGCGGAGCUCUGGGGGGAAGCUCUUUCUACGGAUCCUCCUCCCUCAGCUCCUCCUCCCAGAGCUCCUCUCUCUUCUCACAAGGUUCAGCUCAGCCCGGACCAGGUUCUGCCUCUCUGGGCUUCAGCCAGCAAGCCUCCUCCUCUCUCGGGGCAACGCUGGGAGCCACGCUGGGCGGCUUCGGCACUGCAGGUAGGAGUACACCCGUAAACAUAUGAUCUAAAGAGAACUGUCUGCUGUUUCACGUUAGUUAUUUGUAUUAAAAUGGAGUUGUCAGUGAUGAAACAAACAAAAUGUCAGUCAUGAGUAUUUCAUUCUGUUCAGGUGUUGUGUACUUAUUCAACUCUGUCUCCCUCUAGUGGCGAACUCGAGCGGUGGCAGCGGGUCCAGACGGGACUCCCUGACAGGCAACAAUGAGCUGUAUAAACGCACGCCCUCCAGCCUCACCCCCAUCGGCCACGGAGGCUUCUACAACGGCACCUUGGGCUUCAGUCCCUCCCCUGGUCCUGUAGGCAUGCCCCUACCCAACCAGGGCCCCUCCCACUCCCUCACACCUCCACCCUCCCUGUCCAAUCACAGCUCCUCAUCCAACCUCAAUCUUGGUGAGUGCCUCUGAUUGCUUCAUUGUUUUUUUCUCAGUAGUAUCACUAGAUAAGCACACAACUUAGAAAAAUCACGACAGGAACUACACAGUGGGCAGACUCGAGGAAUAAGCACCACAUCAUCCAUCGCCGCUUUGUAACACACCAGCUCAACUCUAGUUGGUCGUGUGAUUUAUAUGCCCGUCAUCUCAUCAGUUUCCAGGGAUAAGACAGACAUUUGAAAACAGGACAUCUGAUCCCGCAGUCUGGUGUUGCUCUGUGAAAUCAUGAGGUCCAUCGGUGUGUGAAAUAGACUGCAGUCUGGAGUCUCUGUUCACAGAAACGGUGGCAGCUGUCUGAUAUGAACAAGCCCUCUGCAAGUUGAACAUGCAUCCUGAGAUCAGUGUGUUACUCCAGACACACCGGCCCCUCACAGAAAAAGAACUUUUCUUCUUCUUUGGCAACAGAGGACACACUUUGGUGCAGAUUAGUGAUUGUUUUAAUCCUUUUGGCUGCUCAAGCUGGAUUUCUGACCAUUUCUACCAGCUCCUGCAAUGUGUGUGUGAUCCACUCACUCCUACACUUGUGCUACUUCUGCCCAUUUACAUUUAGGAUAACAGGUGAGCACUUUGCUCCAUUAAAUCAGCGUUAUAAUAAGGUAUCACAUAUGACAAAUAAUUCAGGCCUUUUACUUUUAUUUGAAUUUGAAUAGUUUUCUUAAAACGCAUACAAACAGCGAACAACACUUGUACCCCGGACAUGAGGACAGAAGUUUUCCUGCAGGACUGGAAACUGCUGACAUGACCUUUCUAACCAGCUUUAAAGGGAUAUUCUGGCGUAAAUUUAAGUCAUGGUCAGUCACACUGAGUUAGACACCCCCUCAAGAGAUGAAUUUUGCCGACUGCUUGCUUCUCUAGUUGUACCAACUUCAAUAACGACCACAUGAUAGCAAUACACAGUGGUCUACAUCUCCAUGCACAAACCUCAACCAAAAAGCCACUCUAUAGCUACAAAUAAUGCUCAGAACAGCACCUAACUUCAUCAACAGUACAUAUAGGGUCCCAGCCAUAGUACUAGCCAUCCAACAUCUUUUUAGCUUUGCCUGUUUCUUUAGCGAAGAGACUAAACACAAUUCACCCACUCUCCUCCAGCAGCUGCUUGUUUAUGGGGGCAGCCCUGACGUGACGAUAACCGAGUGCAGCGGAUCAUUUCCAUGAAGUAAUAAUCAUCAUAAUAAUCAUUUAGCACUUCAGACAUGGUAGUUCUUCUACCUUAGCGUCUCGGUCUGAUUGCAUUUCCAUGAAGUAAUAAUCAUAAAUGUUCCUAAUUGAGCUGUGAAACUCCGCUGCACUCAGUGAUCGACUUGAAGUUGGUGUAACUAGAGAAGCAAGCAGUCGGCAACAUUCAUCUCUCCAGGGGGUGUCUAACUCGGUAUUACAGUGUGUUUGAUCAUAGCUUAAAUUUACGCUGCAAUGUCCCCUUUAGGAAAGUUUUGCAGAGUGACCUGGACUAUGAAGUGCUCACAACAGUGUUGGUCACCACAGCGCAGGUCUUAGACAGAAGCUUAAACCAGACUUAAGGCUGGCCACCACCAUGACUACCACUAAAACUGUAUCUGUGGGUAAACACGGCAGAUUAACGGUGUACUAAUCUCAUGAGACAUCUCAUCGCCUCAACAUGAAGUCUCAGGAUCGUCACACCCUUCUGUCGUGUCUGAGCUUCAGCUACUCAUAGAGCACCCAAAGCUCUCCUCAAACUCAAGUUGAAUUUCAAUGUUUCAGCUUUUUUUUUUUUAGUGUUUCAGUUUCACAGGGUCUGACCUCCAGCAAUCCACAGUCAGCACUAGAGUUUAUCCAAAGCCGCAGUGUAAUUCUUUGAUUCCAGCCUCUCAAACAGACACACACUGGCAUAUGGCGCUGCAAGCUGUAAAAGACUGACGCAGCCUGGAAGCAGCCAACUUUAGCGGACUUGUUCUUUGGUUUUUAAGUGUAAAGGCAGGAACGACGGUGGGAAUAUUUUUGAACUGCUCAGCUUUGACCCCAACAGAAAUGUUCAAACAUCCUGAAACAUGUGUACCACUGAAUAAUUUAAAGUUUUUGUGUUGUCUGAGGGUUUGUGUUGAUACUGUAAAUGGAUUUUUAAACUUUUCCUGGUCAGCCGAGAGGAGAAGCGUGUUUUUAGGCUAACUCAUGAUUACUCAUAGCAGUGCUGCCAUCCAGUGCUGUGUUUCUGUGCUGCAUGAGAAUGAGAUGAUAUUCCUGAAGCUGUGUCUAUAUUUUAAUACUGCCGUGUCAUCAAUUAAAGAAAUAAUCCAUGUUAGCUCAUGCAAAUAAUGACUGCAGCAAUAUUUGACAGUCAGUGGAUUAAGAAGGAAAACUUCUUUACAUUUCUGCUCUGAGUCUGAGCUUGUGGGGAUAAAAAUGAAGAGCGUCGAGGUUUUAACAGUCAGCUCUCUUCUUCUCCAACCCCUCAGGAGGACUGACCAAUGGCAGUGGGCGUUUCAUCUCUGCAGCCCCGGGAGCAGAGGCCAAGUACCGCAGUGCCGCCAGCUCAGGCUCCUCCCUCUUUUCACCCAGCAGCCAGCUGUUCCCCUCGUCACGGCUACGCUACGGCAUGUCGGAUGUGAUGCCUUCAGGCCGGAGCCGCCUGCUGGAAGACUUCAGGAACAACCGCUACCCCAACCUGCAGCUCAGAGACAUCGCCGGUCACAUCAUGGAGUUCAGCCAGGACCAGCAUGGCAGCAGGUACGCAUAACCCAAAGUAUUCACAAGGGGAUGAUAAAGGGAGACACCAGAGCCUCAUUUAGACAUUAGUCUCUGAACUUGAGGCUUUUGAUGACUUUGGUAUCCAGGUUCUGAUCAGCUUUUUAAGCAUCCUGUUUCAGUGACUGUGGGUGUAGACAGCCCGGCUUCAGAAACCAGGAUAAGUCAACAGUAGAGCUCAGACAGAAAACAGGGCACUGUGGUAUGUGAACAUUAUACCUCUGCUUCUGACGGCUGCUGACUACCUGUGCAGGUGUGACCUCAGAGAGCUGACGAAUCAGUGAAACGAACAUGGAAGCGGUAGAGAGAGUGAUGGCCAAGACAGACUGACACCGGAGCUGAGGGCGUGUUCUAAAUGUUCUUUGUCACUGUUGUUUAAAAUGAGGAGGAUACACCAGAUCUGCAGUGCAGUGUUAGUUUUCAUAGCUUUAAUUAGAUUUGUAAAGUGCUGCAGGGUGUUUUAGAAAAUUUAAACACAGAUGAGACCUGAUACGAUUUUUCUAUAUAGGAACGCCAUUAUCUAUUCUGCUUAUCAAGCCAGUUCUGUAUUCUCUUCAUAAUUCCUGUGGAUUACAAAGCAGACCCAAACAAGUUUUGUGUCAACAGCACAAAUGAAGUUUCAUUUCCGCCACUGCUCGGCGGAGACGGGAAAGUCUGGCCUCUGAUAGGGCCUCUAGAGAUCAGCUGAUCCCAGAUACCGCCUCUAAAUGAUUGCAUGACCAUAACAAAGAAGGCAGCCCCUCUGUUAGCCAGGGAACAACAGAAACCACUUUGUAAGAUUAACUCACCGAUCAUUACAGAUUACCUUCACUUGAGAGGGUUUGGAUCCUGACAGGCGGAAGACUGCUGAUAUUUUUUCCUGGAUGUCUCAGAAACACACCGAGUUUAUCACAGGAAAGCUGCCGGUUUAAUGAAGCGAGUAGUUUUUACAGUAUUAUGGUGUUCUGUACUGAUCUAUCUCGAAAGCUGAUAUUGCAAACACAACAACAUUAAGUGAUACACCACUGUGUUUCAGAUUGCCCCUGUCUUCUGUCAGACACGAUUCCUCCCUCGGUUGCCAUUGCACAGACUGCCUCUCUGAGUUCAUCUGUACCACAGACUGUAUAUACUAUGGACAACUUGGCUCCACUUUCCGUCAUUAGAUGAAUUUAAAGCUGAAUUGCUUUCAGUAUUUCCAGGAUUUUCUCCACUUCCUGGAACCACCACUUGUGCAGUAGUGUUGUAUGCAUUCGGUGGGAGAGUCACUGUGAUGACGCUCAGUUCAAACAGUGUAUCCCCCGGGUGAGCUACGCAAUCCUUGAAUGCCCAUAAGCUGUAUCAAGUGUCAAUCAUAGAAAACAUGAACCCCCCUUUUAAAAAUGUAGCUGUACAGAAAAAAGAGGACUUGAGCACAAACCAGUCUUACUGUAACUACAUGUCAACCUCUUAACCAGGAAAAAGAAAAAGUUAGAUUCUGUGUAAUACAUUUCUAAAGUUUGUCCAGCGCUCCAUAAGCUUUGCUGGAGGAGGUGGGAUUUAUGACCUAUACUGCAGCCCGUCACCAGAGGGUGCUGUUCUCACGGUGACUUUACCCAGUGAGGAGGCAGACAGCGCUCAUUCUAAAUACAGUCUAUGAUCUGUACACAGUAUUUUAAGGCACUCAUAGACAAGUAUACGGUGACAAUAAGGGGGACUAUCAAGAAUAAAGGCAAAUGAGGAGGACGGCUCAAAGACAUUUUUCUGGGACAGAUUCUGAUCUGGAAGCAGUUUUUCGAUCCUCAUCCAUAAUCAUAAACUCCUGUGUAAAUAAGAUGCAGAAGCCAGGCUGCAAGUAAUGAUCAUGUAGAGGGAUGUUGAUAACCAGGUUCAUCUGUGUGCAUGAAAACAACAUAACCAGAGUAUGAUCAAAACCAACUUAAUUUACAGUCAGUCUCUAUGAAAGACUACAGAGUUCUUGGUGCUCCAAAUGCUGAACAAGUAAAAAAAACAAUGAAGAUCGUCUCGAAUCUGUAGAAUAGUUGUGCUCUGAUGUAAAUAGAGGGAAAUAUGCCACAGAUCUGUUAGUCCAUCUGCACCAGUCUGAUGUUUCGAAACAAGCAGCUAAACAAAAGCAUCCCUGGCCUUGGAGGAGGAUAUUCCAAGAGUUUCUGAAUGCAUUCUUGGCUGCUGAGCUGGCACCAUUUAAAAAAAGGAUUUCCUGCACAAAAACAACUGCCAGAGUGUUACACAACAGUUUUGUUUGUGUCAUACUGUUUUGAUAAAUUUCUAGACGUGGGUCUCUGCAGCCACAUUGUGGAAAUCGUUUCUGAAAAGGGUUACAUGAGGCGGGGGCUGGAAAAAUCUGAGCACAAACACUUUCUGAUGCUGCAGAGAUCUGGACCUUCUGGAGUCUGUAAAAUAAGUUAUACCUGAGGAACACCAAGUCCUACAAGUUAUUUACUAGCUCCUCACUGAGUGGUGUCCUCAGUUUACAGUGCAGGAUUUCUGAGCCACUGUAGUCUGGUCUUGAACAGCUUUAGGGGUGUUUGAAGGCAGUGCUGGAAAACUAUAAAGUUGAAAGUUCAUCCCAGGCUGUGAGCGGGCUUGGUGUAAAGAAGUUUCAGAGUAACUGCCCUCAGGACGUUCCUGUAGGUUCAUGCUUGAUCCACGCUCUUAUAGAUUCCUGUUACUCUGUGCCUCUCAUUAGAUAGGAGCUGUGAAUGUGACAGGAAUGUAAGAUAACCCUUUCAGGCUGUGUUCUCACAGGUUGGUUGUUAAUAUGUCGAUGAUGUGUCACAAUCUCUGCUCUGCCCGUGAUAAAGUCUGGGGUUCUGGUGUCUCUGUGUGUGUGUCGAUGUCAAACCAACCCCGCCUCGUAUGCAGACUUUAUUUUUCCACUGAAAUGAUCUAUAAAUACUCUGUGACGUCCAGUCUGCACAUUCCAGACGUACUCACCAUCACUCUGCUUUUUAUCUCUUCUUCUUCAGCCUGGCAUCCAUCACUUCACCUUACCGUUCACACUCCUCCUUUCUCCUCUCUGAGCUCCAGCUCCUUUUGUCUUACUGUUCCCUCAGGUUAUAGAUACAGGAGCACCUCUCUCUGUCUCUCUCUCUGUCUCUCUCUGUCUCUGUCUCUCUGUCAAGGCACAUCUGUUUCACUUUAUUGCUCUGUCAUUGUCUGAAGUGUUCCUCUUCAUCUUUAAGUUCAUCCAAACUUUGUAAAUCCCCUUUAAAUUCUCAUCAGGUCCAUUGAGAGCAGACUGUACUCCUCUGUCUUUAGGCGUUUAUUGAAGGAACACAUCAGGAGGGUUCUACCUGCGGUGUCUCAAAUAUGCACCCUUUCUCUCUUUUCAAGGUUUAUUCAGCUGAAAUUGGAGCGAGCCAGUUCAGCAGAGCGCCAGCUUGUCUUCAGUGAGAUACUGCAGGCAGCGUACCAGCUCAUGGUGGACGUCUUUGGAAAUUACGUCAUCCAGAAGUUCUUUGAGGUGUGUAUAUAACGCUGAGUGUUAUCAAAGUUUUAAUUUAGAGGGAAAUACCUGUCACUAAUAUUUCAAAACCUGACCUUCAUGGUUUGACGGUGCCUGCAUGGAUGUGUGUUGGAGCUGGUGUUAUGUUCUGGUCGACUGAUUGUUGGAGCGUCUCAUUUGGGAUAUGGACCUGUGCAAGGAUGUUUAAAAUCAAUCAUGUGACCUGAAUCAUGUCCUGUUGUUAGCACUUUCUCCUUGUCCAGGACAAAUCUGUGAUAAAGUUCUCACAGCGAAGACGAAGUCUGGAGGUCCCUUUUUUAAUCAGCAGACAAGGUCACAGGGAAGAUAAUCCGAACAAGGUUACCCAGUGCUUUUUAACCCUUGGUUCCUGUAAAUUUUAAGCUCCAUCCAGCCUACUUUGUCCCCAAAACGCACAUGCAGAUGAGUGUUCAUAAAAAAAUAAAAAAAAAACAUUUUUAGUACUUUUUUUGACUAAAAUCUCUUAAACAACUUCAGCCCAAACCAUUGAAAAAGUAAUGAAAAACAAAUUUGAUGUAUCACCCUUUUGAUUCCAGUUAUUGUGCACCAUGUCAUAAGGCUUGGGUUUAUUGAUUAAGUCUGCGUUCUAAACAGGUGUGUCUAUUGGAGCGGAAAAACACUCUAAUCUCACCUUCUUUUCUCGAGCCACGUCCUCUACAAAAUUAAAUGCGAGCAAAUUCAUUUGUUCAUAUUAAAUUAAUUUUAUAUAUAAACAUAUAAAAUCAGAAGAUAUAUGUAAGAUAGGAAUCAUUUACGACUGGUUAUCUUCCUCUAACCAAAAUAUGACUGUGAUUACGGUGACUACACGCAUAUGAAAAUUAACCGCGUAUUUGAGAUGUGAUAUAUUCUCACCUCAGUUGAAAUCGUCCAAAUGUCCCACUCUUAGACAUCCAUACCUAGUGGCACGUUACGUUUCAUUCAAUUCUGAUGAUGUUUAGUGGCUGAAAUAGUGUUUCAAACAUGCUAAGUCCACAAAUGAAGACCUUUGUGCGCGACACCAAAGGGGUUAAAAUUAUGUGCUGGCACAAUCUCCCACUGUCGGAAAGUAAAAUUCAGAGCCCUGGUGAUCGAGUGACUGUGGGAAAAAAAAAAGGUUGCAAUAUGUUGUUAUGGUGCCAUAAACAUGAAGAAAAAUAAGUACUCUCAUGAAAUUUGAUGCCCCAGUCUUUAAAAAUGUGACUUUUGGUUCAAAAUAAAGAUGAAAAAAAUAAUGACAAAUGUCUGCGAAACAGACAGCAGGAAUCGAGGGUUAAUGUUAUGGGACCACAGAGUGUUUACUUUUAGCUGAAGAAGACGAAGAUACCUUCGUUAAAUUAACUAACCGUCACAGGGUUUACGAUGCAGAUUACACAGAAUUAAACCAUUGAAAGAAUUAUUGAUGACUUCCAAAGACCUGACUAAAAGCCAUCUGCAUUUACUAGUGGCCUAAAGUUUCGAGAGAAAACAUGUCACUCUGCCUGUACUCUCUCCCCUUCCUCUUGACUUUUCCUCUCCAUGCAGGUGUCAGAGCUGCUGUCAGAGGGCUCGACACAGUGUGGUAGAAGUAGGAGGAGAGCUGGAGAGGGGUGUUGAUGAAGUGCAGAGAAUAGACUGAAAGAUCCAAAUAAUAGAUGGUACAAUAGGCCAAUAGAGUUCUUUUUAUUUCAGUUUCAUCAGCUUAUACAUCAUGUUCACAGUUAUAUCAGUUUUUCUUUUUUUUAAAGCUGAAUUUUAAAGGUUCACAGGAACAGACAUAGAGAGCUCUCCUCUGCUCAAACUGAUUUCAAAUGGAGCAAAAGUGUUUGUCAAGAGAUCCCGCUGCUCUGAAAAUCAGGCUCGAGGACAUCCCACCUUAUAUUCCGUGUUACUUGUGUUUUUCCAGUUUGGCAGCCUGGACCAGAAGCUGGCUCUGGCGGAGAGGAUCCGGGGUCAUGUGCUGUCUCUGGCCCUGCAGAUGUACGGCUGCAGGGUCAUUCAGAAGGCUCUGGAGUUCAUCCCCUCUGAUCAGCAGGUCAUCGUAAGUACACUUGUUCCACUUCCUGUGUGCAUGUACAAACAAAGGGAACAGACUGAACCUUUGCUCUAUCAUGAUCCUAAUGAGGCUCCUCCUGCUGCGCCCGCUGUGAUCUCGCGCCGUUACCGUGAGGGAUAAAAGCGUCUUUGAAACGAACCACUUUAAAGGCCUUUUUAACAUGCCUGCUCAUAAUUCAGCUGUAGAGGAGGGCGCUUUGCUCCUGGGUCACUAAUUUCUGUUUAUAUUGCACAAUGCAGCAUCGAUAAAGAGGUGUGCUCCUGACGCUGAAACGGCAUUUUUCACCUACAUUAUGGUUUUUUUUAUGUCGGCGCUGCGUCGUGUAGCAGCAGGUUCCUCGCGGGCUCUCCAUCAUCAACGAUGAAUGAGGCUAAUGAUACCACAGUUUAUAUGCAAAUGUUGAACUGCAGGUGUUAGGAUAAAUCUAGCUGAAUAUCAACAGGAAAUGUCUUUGCUUGAAUUCAGUGGUUUGGGGAAAAGAGAGAGUGUGUGUGUGUGACAGAAAAAGAAAGAGAGAGAUCCAUCUCUCCUUAAUGGACCUCAAUAGAUUUCUCCAGGGCAGCUGUUCAGAGCUGGCUGUUAUUUGUUGGCCUGUGAGCCACCAUGAAAAAUGAAGGAGCAGUUGGAAAAUGCUUUUAGGCAAUAUUUGACUCCUCACAAACAAUUACACGUCCCUCUCCACAUUCUUUCUCCCCAUCUUCAUCCCCUCCCCGUCGUCUUCCUCCUUUUCCUCCCCCACAGAGCGAGAUGGUGCGGGAGCUGGACGGACAUGUGUUGAAGUGCGUGAAAGACCAGAACGGUAACCACGUGGUGCAGAAGUGUAUCGAGUGUGUCCAGCCGCAUGCGCUGCACUUCAUCAUCGACGCCUUUAAGGGACAGGUGGGUCCCCCUUGUGUGGACACACAAACACACACACACACACGCGAAUUAUUUCCCCCCUUUCAAUCACUGAAGCCUGCCAGUGUUCGGCUGUCAACCACACACACACACAGAUUCUUCCUUGAGGCAGCGAGCAUAUUGUCACCGCCAAAGUACACCGACACACAAGUGCUCAGUCCUUCCCAGGGACAUGGUACGUCACCAUGGCAACAGGAACCACAGCCCGGUGGCAACAGCCAUCUUCUAUCCAGCAGCUAAAUGUUACAUUAGCAUAAAGUGUUAAAGAGAGAUUUGAUGUGUUCAUACACACACCUUAUUUCAAUUGGAACCAAAGGCUCCAGGUUUAGAUGUCACUCAGGAUGUUCUCACUGUGUUUGUGUGUGUGUCUCACAUUUGCAUGAUAAGUAGUUGUGUGUUUUCUACCUGGCUGCUCAGAUUUGUUUGCGUCAGGAAUGUAUUCUCACCUUCCCUGCAGGGGUUGGCGCUGUGUGCCCGAGUGUGAUUAUUUACGCCUAGAAUACAAGCGACUUUCUGCACCUUUUAGUGUCUGAACAGAGAUAAACUGAUGUUGAACUCGCCCGGCUCCUGGACCACUCAGCGUACGUGUUGAAUAAGUAAAGAUGUGUAAUUAUGUGCGUCUCUCAGGUCUUUGCCCUCUCCACUCACCCAUACGGCUGCCGAGUCAUCCAGCGCAUUCUCGAACACUGCCUUCCUGAACAGACGCUGCCUAUAUUGGAAGAGCUCCAUCAACACACAGAGCAGCUAGUGCAGGUAACACACACACCCACACGCACACACACUCAUGAAUAAGCCCUCGCUGCUGUCUCCUCUCUACCAGCAUAAUGACACGUCAUGUUUGCCUAAAUAAAGCUUCUCUCAGUCCAGAUUUCUGAUCUCGUCUGUGUUUGAUGUGACGUCAGUGCGCCAGCUGCUCCCUCACGUUUUCAGUUAAUGUGUCUGUGUUUUGUUUUAUUUAGGACCAGUAUGGCAAUUAUGUCAUCCAGCACGUUUUGGAGCAUGGCCGAGCAGAAGAUAAGAGCAAGAUCGUGGCUGAGAUCAGAGGAAACGUCUUGGGACUCAGCCAGCACAAGUUUGCAAGGUGAAUUCCAGGACAGAGGCGCAAACUCAAGGCUGCGAUCUUAUCUGCUGUCUUCUUUCGCUUCUUCACGAUUGCAGCCCUUCUUCUGCUGUUUCGUUUUUAACCCUCUCUGUUGCGUUUUCUAGUAACGUGGUGGAGAAGUGUGUGACCCACGCGUCUCGAGCCGAGCGAGCAGUGCUGAUCGACGAGGUGUGCAGCCUGACUGAGGGCCCCCACAGUGCCUUAUACACCAUGAUGAAGGACCAGUACGCCAACUAUGUGGUGCAGAAGAUGAUCGAUGUGGCCGAGCCCACCCAGCGCAAGAUCGUCAUGCACAAGGUUGGUGGACAGGAGAGGGUCGUCUGACAUGUUUCAUCAAAAUAUGAGAGUGGAUUAAAGCAGAGCAGACAGGUGGUAUCCUUGUGAUUAAAGGGCUGGAAUAUUUGGUUUUAAAAGUGAGGUUUAACCCUCACAUUCACUGACUUUGACCAUGUGUUUGUGCAUGAACAAGAGUGCAAACCAUAGCUGUGUUUGCAUGGGUGCUUGGUGUGGUGAAUUAAAUAAAAUAUCUGGGGCGUAUCAUCAGGGAGGGGGGAUGAUCUGCAGUACCGCUGCAUGCUCAGGCUCACAGUCUGACUUUGGUGGCCAGAGAAGCAAAAACCUGAAAUGGCUCUUUAAGUUUGAGGAGUUACAGCUUGUUAAUUUUGCCUCAAAGGCCUGAUUGACUCAUGGGUAAAGUUGUAUAUUUGUAGUGGUAAGCAGUAAACUGGCGAGCAGAUAUACAGGCUGUAAUCCAACAGCCAGAUAACUCCCUCUACACCGCUGCCAUCAUUAAUUAUUAAGUUUUGAUCAGCCUAUUGGCACUAAAGAUCAACCUCAUAGCGGAAAAUAAGGCAUCGACCCAUCACCCCACCUUCUACUGACAUAAAUUUAAGUCAUUCUCAGGGUUUUUUAGGAAGCAGCACAGCUGAUAACCUGAUAAGUGAUCAUUGAUUUCCAAUAAAAUAGGUGUUAGAGUUCCUAGAGUCACUGAAAAACAAGAUUUUUCUCAUAAUCGUAAAGGGAGAGAUCUAAGUCUUUAACUCCAGUGGUCUGUUACCUUUAAUCCCCUUUAAAUGAGUUCAUGGUCAUGUGUGUUUGUCUCCGUCAGAUCCGGCCUCACAUCUCCACCCUGAGGAAGUACACAUACGGCAAACACAUCCUGGCCAAGCUGGAAAAGUACUAUAUGAAGAACGGCGUCGACUUGGGUCCUCUCUGCGGCCCUCCUAAUGGAAUCAUGUAAACCCCCCUCCCUCCCAUACCUCCUAAAAUGAAAUCACCUGACCCCUCCCCCCCCACCACCACCUUUCACCUCACCCUCUUGAUGCUGUCAUUUCCCUCAGUUCCUCCCUCCUCUCCCUCCCACUCCUAGCCCUGUCUGACCUCUCAAAAGUCAUCGAGCACACUUCCCCCCCCCUCCAAAUCCUGCUCACCGAGGACAUUGAGUACCCCUCGCACCCUUGUUACCAUGACAACCGUUCGGGAGGAGCCUGUUGCUACAGGCAGCCUUAGUUUUUGUCUGAUUAUGUUGCCCCUCCCCCACCUGAGCCGCAGCCCCUGAGCUCAGGGAGGGAUGGAGGUUGGGGGAGUGGAGAGGUGAGACCUGCUCCACUUCCCCCUCUUCUACUUUUUUUAUGUUUACCUUUUUUUUUCUUCUAUUUCUGAUGAACCUAAAAAAAAAAAUCAUUUCACCUUUUUGCUACUGCUGCACACACAAUCCUGCUGUCCCCACCUCCUCCUCUUCUUCUUCUUCUUCUUCUUCCUCCCAUCUUAGCUAUUUACCACUAUGAGAUGGAACGAGUAUUUAAUUUGUCUGACGUCACAGAAUCAUAGACGAAAACACACACACGCACAUGCGCCAUCAGCUAACCAGCAGACAGAUCAUUUAGCAUGGGAGAUUCGUUUUCUGGUCUUGCUUCUAUAAAUAUAACGUGUAUACUUGGUGUAGACCUUUGCAUAUAUAUAUAAAUAUAUAUAUAAAACUUUGUAGUUUUUCUGGUUUUUGAUGUUGAAUCUGUAUCUAUAAUGUAUCCUAGUAGUGACCACAUACUUCUGACUGUAUAAUUGUACAUUUGUAAACCCUUGUAAUGUAAAAGUGCUUUACCACCCUUUUUGGUAUGAGAAGAAAAAAGAAAAAAGCUCACUCUGGAAAAAAAAAUCUUAGAAAAAAAAAAACCUGUGCAUUUCAGUGUAUAUUCUCACCUCCUUGGUUGUGACAUAUGAGUUGUUGUAUAUUGUAAAUUGUAAUAUCAAAUUUUUGUUUUGAAAAGCCCUUUCUAUACAGCGUAGUACUUGUACAAAGAUUCGCCACGCUUGGUUUUAUCUUUAUCUUGUCACUGCUUAACUUAAAAACGUCGAUCUCCCACUGACUCCCAAUUGGACACGUUCUGUUAGACUUAGUGGUGUCUUCUGGUUUAUGUUGAAGGCUUUCUUCUUCUUCUUUUUUUUUUUUCGACCUUUUUUUAAGAUCUUUUUAUAGGAAUGCUUUACCCCAUGAAAUGUGUCAUGAGUAUGGGUAUGCUGGCUGGGUGGGAGAAUGAACUUUUACUCAUUUAAAACCUUCUAUUACCCAUGACUGUUUUCAGAGGGGUAAACCCACAGAUUGUACAGAGGAGAUUCUUUGUGUUUUUUGGCAUUUCUCUAGUGCUGUAAGUGCUGUAUCAUACUGUCUAUGUCCUUUGGGGUGAGAGAGGCAGCCCGCCACAGUGCGGUGUACAUUUGGAGCAGCCUUGUGUAUAUUUACUACGAGCACACCUGUAACCAUAUGUGUAUAGUUAACAGAACCUGUGUAUGCUUAUUGCCUGGGCAACUAUUUUUUGUAACUCCUGUUGUAGAUUGUCUCUAAACAAUUGUGUGAUCUUUAUUUUGAAAACCAAACUGAACAAAAAAACUUUGAAAAUUUAACCGU